Molecule: messenger RNA, 3148 nt
Organism: Tachysurus fulvidraco (yellow catfish)
Lineage: Eukaryota; Metazoa; Chordata; Actinopteri; Siluriformes; Bagridae
Gene: zdhhc21
Product: zinc finger DHHC-type palmitoyltransferase 21
Exons: 9
Coding region: 242-1036 (264 amino acids)
Biological process (GO): peptidyl-L-cysteine S-palmitoylation; protein targeting to membrane
Cellular component (GO): endoplasmic reticulum; Golgi apparatus
Molecular function (GO): thiosulfate-cyanide sulfurtransferase activity; protein-cysteine S-palmitoyltransferase activity
Source: RefSeq, a predicted model, not a curated record
CCUAAACCUUCGCGGCCACCGUAGUAUCUAGGAAACACCUCUAAACACUGCCUUUGACUUUUGUGGUAAUUUAGCAAGAACCUGUCAAUCUUUGUCUAUGGCUGGGAGGGGUGUACUGCUGCUUCUCUCUCCACAAUAACACACGCAAAACGAGCGUGCCUACAAUUGAUCUGACGUCGAGUCCCUGUCAAGCAGUCGGAGAUUCUCGUCUUUCCUCGGGCCUGUCGUGUUAUGAAGAAGGAUGAAGCUGCGUCUGCACUUUGUGGUGGACCCCAUGGGCUGGUUCUGCAUCAGCACGGUGCUGUUCAUCUGGUUCUACAACACCGUCCUCAUCCCCAAACUGGUGCUGCUUCCACACUAUGCUGAAGGACAUAUACCUGGAGCAGUAGUUGUCUGUUACUACCUAGCAUCACUCUUAUGUGCGACUGCAUUGUUAAGGGCAUCCACCGCAGAUCCAGGACGACUCGAUCAAAACCCCAAAAUCCCCUUAACAGAACGUGAACAAUGGGAGUUGUGCAAUAAAUGCAACCUUAUGAGGCCAAAGAGGUCACACCACUGCAGCCGCUGUGGACACUGCGUUCGCCGCAUGGACCACCAUUGUCCUUGGAUUAAUAACUGUGUUGGGGAAGAUAACCACUGGCUCUUUCUACAGCUGUGUUUCUACACUCAGGUCCUGAGUCUCUACACACUCGUAUUGGACUUCUGCCAGUACUACUACUUCCAGCCUUUAGUCUCAGUGGACAAGGAGUUAUUUAUGGUGCGUCAUGAGCUGGCGCUCUUGCGUGUGUCCUGCUUCAUGGGAUUGAUUAUGUUCGGAGGAAUGAGCAGUCUAUUCUAUUCACAGAUCACAGGAAUCCUUUCUGACACAACCACUAUAGAGAAAAUGUCUCACUCCUCAGAACAGAUCGGCGCUCAUCGGUCAUGGCAGCAGUCGUUGGCUGAGGUGUUUGGCACGCACUGGAAGCUCCUGUGGUUCCUGCCGUUCCGAAGCAGACGGCCACUAUACCCGCAUUCCUCCUCCCACUUUCAUGUGUAGCAAAGCAGAGGCUGGGGUUGAGGACGUGAGCCUUUCUACUUUACACUCCUACUCUUCUCCACUCUGUCGCUUCACUGUGGCCUAACACUUCCCAGGUACCAAAACUGCAGUCGUCUUCAGGUUUUGCUCUGUUAAUGAACUUGACCACAUGUGGACGUGAUUCCACUUUAUUCCACGGCCAAGCUCUUGUCACAUGGUAUUAUUAGAGUACACUUUUUAUUUUGGUAGUGUGGAGUGUUUUUUUUUUUUUUUCUUUGUCUGUUUUUUGUAUGGCAUGCGAAUGUGUGAUUUUACAAUGUUAGGGAACAUCAGGGUACGACCGAAUUAAAAGGGUUUGUUGUUUCCAGGGAAACACUCCGUGACUCAUUGAUUGGCAGGGUGCAGCUUAGUCUGAGAGGUUUUUAUCUCUGGCUUAUUGGGGUGGGUGGCUGAUGGCUCUAGAGGUGAGCCAUGACCUCUGGCAAGAGCUGAAGACAACCUCAACACUAACUCUGCUCACAAACACUUAGCCAUGCAUUAUGUACCACAUCACUGAAUCCUCAACUUGAAUACUGAUCAGGUGGCAGCACAAAGAUGCGUUCCGUUCUGUCACAGGUUUGCCUCGUACUUAUUUUAUCACAUGAUUUGUGCCUUUUGGAAUAUGUCAGAGAAUUUAUGUCAUUUGUAUAUAUAUUUUGCCAAAUGAUAUAAAAUCGUACAUGGUGUGUAUGGGAAAGAGUUAUCCUAAUCAUUUUUAAAGAAUGUUACGCUUUUAUUAUUUGUGUUUUUUGUUCAUUUUAUUUUAUUUUUUAUUUUUAUUUUUAUUUUUUUCAUAUAAAGCCUGUGACCAAAACUGACCAAGGUUUGAACAAAUGCACCAUUGCUUUGUAGUAACACUACUAUAUAAAUCUAUAUUACAGAUAUAUACACACUCCACAUGUACAGCUUUAAGAAGGGAACGUUUGUACUAGAAAGUAUAUAUAUAUAUUUUUGCUUUUAUUUGUUUUGUGAAUUGUCUUAUGUGAAGUGCCUCCUUAUGUCUGCUUGUUUUCAUUCCAUUGUGCCAAGAUGCUCCUGGUACAGAAAAACGGCCAACUGCAUACUUUGAUGAAAAUCGAUGCAAUCAGCUCCACAUUUAUUGACCAUUCCCUCAAGAUAAUGGGCAAACAAUAUUGUAUAGAAUAAACGUUAUGCACAAAUUAAGUAAAAUGAAAGUACUUGCUUUUCCUCUAAGGUCAAAAAAAUAUCCACAUUAAUUACGCAUUGUAAAAUUUAUUCACGUUAAUAGUCUACUUUGGUCAUUUCUCAUUUUUCCAGAGAAUAAAAGGUUUGGGGAAAUCUAAGAACAUUUAACAUAAGCGACAAAAAAAUUAAGGUUAGGAUUAGUUAGUUAGUUAGUCAGGAGGAAUGUUCAGCAUCCCUCUACGUGUCUCCGUUCUAGCCGGAGAUUUCACCAAAUAAUAAUUGUCAGGAGUGAUCUUAAUUUAUAUAAGGGUCCCAAUAAUUAUGGAGCUGAUGGUAAUGAAAUUUGAUUGUAAACUCUGUGAUUUUGUUAGUUUCUCUACAAAUGAAAAGGUCAACGCAAAUGGUCUAAUUGGAAGCUCUCCAUCGUAGGAUGAUGUUCUCACUUUUAAAUGGUACCGUUGCCUUAUGUCUAAAUAAAUGUCUUAAUUUAUUUUGAAUAUGGUCUAAAAGUUGAAAGCACAGUUUGUGGUCAGCACUGAACUGAGCACACAAACUUGUACAUGCUUACAGCCAUGCUCAUGUUUGGAAUAGAUCAACAACAUGGGUAUCACUGCAAAGAGCUUCAGAUAAGUAUAAAGCCCUGUUCACACAUACGGUGAUGAUGUCCGUAUGGAGAGAUCAUUUCUGUACGAAAGUAUACGUGUCAUAUACGAGAUGAAAGAGAAGCAGUGUGUGAUCAUCUCCACUGAUCACGUCCUCUCUGUUGUCUUCACUCCCAUCGGUAUUCAAUGCACCAAGUAUUUGCAUAAAGUUCUCAUCUCAGAAAACUCAUAAAGUUCACCAUUUCUCAAUUUCAUUAAUGGACACAUUUACAUCUAGUCACCAGCGAUCGCGUGCUGCCGGACAUCUGCAGCUGUCAUUGAAAAUAAAUGAUCACCAUGCCAUUCA